This is a messenger RNA of Populus nigra (black poplar), 2773 nucleotides long. Its product is annotated as probable LRR receptor-like serine/threonine-protein kinase At1g63430. Bases 630 to 2537 code for a protein of 635 amino acids. Gene Ontology annotation, molecular function: protein binding; ATP binding; protein kinase activity. Lineage: Eukaryota; Viridiplantae; Streptophyta; Magnoliopsida; Malpighiales; Salicaceae. The transcript is spliced from 14 exons. The record is from RefSeq and is a predicted model, not a curated record. Gene Ontology annotation, biological process: protein phosphorylation.
UAAGAUAUGCCCUGAAGUAGUUACAGUGUUAAGUACUAACAAAGCUUCUCUUGGAAUCAAAGUUUCUCUCUCCCAUCUUUGCUUUACAGUUGAAGUGAUUUUGCUUUCCUAGGUUGUUGCCAAAUCUUGAAUUUAUGCUUAAACUUAGUAAGUACUAGAGUUUUAGAGCAGGGAUAGUUUUCUUGUUUUCAAGAUAAACGAAGCUUUCACUUCAUCACUACCACAUUGCAAUCAAAGACUUGAACUCUCUUGUGGUUUCUUUAUAAAAACCCACUUCGCCAAUCAACCUGGUUCCUUUUCCCUUCUAUUGCUCUCCCUUUGGUUAUUGGGUUCAUGAGUUCUUUUGGGUCUUUUUAGUUUUCUUGAAACAAAGAGAGAGGAGUAGAGAUUUCUUGCAGGGUAAAAAUGAGAUCCUAUGCUUCGCUUCAGCUUCUUUCUGUUUUUUCUCUUCUUCUUUUUGUGACUUGUGACCCCUUUGCCAGAGAUGAAGUGUCACUAGGCUGAAUCGAGCUGUGUUAGUUAUGGUGUAAUCAACGUGAAAACUUCAAGAUUCGAACUUGGGUUCUUCCUGCAUUUACUUUGUGACCUAAUACCGUUAGUGGCAUUGGAAGUCAUGUGAUCUGAAAGUAAUGCACGUUUGGGCACUUACAACAUUCAAGGAAGCUAUAUAUGAAGACCCACAUAUGGUUUUGUCCAGUUGGAAUGCCUUAGAUGCAGAUCCUUGUGGUUGGUCUGGCAUUUCCUGCUCUUUUGCUGGAGACCAUGUUGUAAAGAUAAACAUAACUGGGUACUCUUUAAGGGGAUUUCUUGCCCCGGAAUUGGGUCAGAUCAAAUUUUUGCAACAACUAAUCUUGCACGGUAAUAAUCUGAUUGGGAUUAUACCAAAAGAACUGGGAAUGUUGAAAUACCUCCAGGUCUUGGAUUUGGGAGCAAAUCAAUUAACGGGCCCUAUUCCUCCAGAGAUUGCAAAUCUAAUCAGUGUCAUUAAAAUAAACCUUCAGUCCAAUGGAUUAACAGGAAGCUUGCCUCCUGAACUCGGCAAUUUGAAGUCCCUUCAAGAACUACGGCUUGAUAGGAAUAGACUUCAAGGAUCUGUUCCUGCUAGUAGCAGCUCAGAUUUCACUUCUAGUGCGUUUGGAAUGUAUGCCUCAAACACAAACUUAACUGGCCUGUGUCAAGCAUCUGAAUUAAAAGUGGCUGAUUUCUCCUACAACUUCUUUACUGGGAGCAUUCCUAAGUGCUUGGGGUAUCUUCCGAGCACAAGCUUCCAAGGGAACUGCCUUCAGAACAAAGAUCCGAGACAGCGUUCCUCUUCUCUUUGUGAUCAUGCUCCUCCUGCCAGAACCCCUCAAACAACAAACCCCAAGCAACAGCCUGCUGAAGAUUUAUCCAACCAGCAUCGUAGGGCAUCAAAACCUGCCUGGCUUUUGGCUCUGGAAAUAGUGACAGGAACCAUGGUGGGCUGUCUCUUUCUUAUCGCCUUUAUAACUGCUCUUCAGAGAUGCAAGGACAAAUCUUCUCUCAUAAUCCCUUGGAAGAAAUCAUCGAGUCAGAAGGACCAUGUGACAGUAUACAUAGAUUCUGAGAUGUUAAAAGAUGUAGUGAGAUUCAGUAGGAUGGAGCUUGAAGUAGCCUGUGAAGACUUCAGUAACAUUAUUGGCUCUUCUCCAGACAGUUUGGUUUACAAGGGCACCGUGAAAAGUGGCCCUGAGAUUGCUGUCAUAUCCCUCUGCAUCAAAGAAGAACACUGGACAGGCUAUCUUGAACUCUAUUUUCAGAGAGAGGUGGCAGAUUUGGCAAGAUUAAAUAAUGAGAAUGCAGGAAAGUUGCUGGGCUAUUGUAGUGAGAGCACUCCAUUUACGAGGAUGUUAGUUUUUGAAUAUGCAUCAAAUGGAACCCUGUAUGAGCACCUUCACUAUGGAGAAGCAUGCCAGUUAACUUGGACACGGCGCAUGAAAAUCAUUAUAGGCAUUGCUCGUGGACUGAAGUACUUUCAUGCUGAACUUGAUCCACCUUUUACUAUAUCAGAGUUAAAUUCCAGUUCUGUGUAUCUCACAGAGGACUUUUCCCCUAAGUUGGUUGAUUUUGAAAGUUGGAAGAGUAUUCUUGCAAGAUCAGAGAAGAACUCAGGUUCCAUAGGCGGCCAAGGUGCUAUUUGUGUGCUUCCAAAUUCUCUGGAGGGACGCCAUCUCGAUGUCCAAGGGAACAUUUAUGCUUUUGGUGUUCUAUUAUUGGAAAUAAUCAGCGGAAGACCUCCACACUGCAAGGACAAGGGGCGCUUGGUAGAUUGGGCUAAGGACUUCCUCGAACUACCGGAAGCAAUGGCGUAUGUGGUGGAUCCCGAGUUGAAGCAUUUCAGAUUCGAGGACCUCAAUGUUAUAUGUGAAGUGGUAAACCUUUGCAUCCAUCCAGACCCCGCUAAGCAGCCUUCCAUGCAGGAUUUAAGUACCAUUCUAGAGAGCAGAAUUGAUACAACUAUACCUGCAGACUUCAAGGCAUCUUCUUUGGCAUGGGCAGAGCUUGCGCUGUCAUCAUAAUUGAUUUGAAGCCUGACGCUAACACACUGUAAAUCAGAUUGAUACAAUUGUAAUGGUCCUUUCUUUUCUUUUACUCUUUUUUUUUUUUCUUUCACACUUUCAGUUAUCUGAAGUCCUUGUAAAUGUGUUAAAUUGUGUGCGUGCUAAAAGAAACAAAUAGCUUCUUUAUGACAGUAGCGUUAUUGUAUACCAUUGGAUGAGUAAAGUUACGACAAUAGUAAACCUUUUACUUUAAA